UGGGGGAGAUGAAAGUGUCAAAGAAGUGAUAAGGAAAGAAUAUACCAAUAUGGGACCAAUCAGUUUUGCAGAGAUCUUAGUUUCUAUUCACUUUGGUGUGCUGGCAUUACUGUGGAUAACACGAGAUCCUGGAUUCGCACCAGGGUGGGGAAAUUUAUUUCCUGAUAAAUAUGUAACAGAUGCCACCCCUGCCAUGCUGAUUGCCAUUUCCUUAUUCAUGUGGCCGAGCCAGAGACCAAGGUUCCUCUGCUGCAAGGAUAGAAAUGAUUCCAGUGAGAUUUCCCCAGUUCCCUCACUUCUGGACUGGGCCACCUUGAACAGGAAGAUGCCAUGGAGUGUGGUCCUGCUGUUAGGUGGGGGGUUUGCCCUGGCUGAUGCUGCCAAGGUAAUGUUAGGUAGGGGGUUUGCCCUGGCUGAUGCUGCCAAGGUAAUGUCAGGUGGGGGGUUUGCCCUGGCUGAUGCUGCCAAGGUAAUGUUAGGUUGGGGGUUUGCCCUGGCUGAUGCUGCCAAGGAGUCAGGGCUGUCCUCUUUAGUUGGCAAUGCCCUCAGUACUUUUGCAGGCAUACCAGCUUCUGCACUAGUGGUAAUACUGGGGGCUAUAGUGGCCUUCCUCACAGAAGUGACCAGUAACACUGCCACAGCCACACUUAUUAUACCCAUACUGGGAGAACUGUCUAUCCAGAUAGGUGUCCAUCCCCUGUACCUGAUAUUCCCUGCCACUUUGGCCUGUUCCUUUGCCUUCAUGCUACCUGUGGCCACCCCUCCCAAUGCUAUCGUCUUCUCCUACGGGACUCUCAGAGUAAGGGAUAUGGUGGUUGCUGGGAUAGGUAUGAAUAUCAUGUGUCUUGCUGUGGUUGCCUUGGCAACUAACACUUGGGGCUUAGCCUUCUUCAAGCUGGGAGAGCCCCCACAGUGGGUUAAGGAUCAGCAUACAACAGUUCCAACUUCUCCAGCAUUUACAGGCAUUGCUAGCACCAUCUACAGUUUUCAAAACUGCACUGGCCUAACAUAAAGAUUAUAUUAAUUUUCAUACUGAUUAUUAAAGAGUAUUAUGGACAAUUGCAGAUUGUGUUGACUCACAAUGCAAAAAGAUUUCUUCACAUUUUUGAUUCAGCUACAUAAAAAUUUUAUAAACAUUGAUUUUUCAAAAA
Lingula anatina is the source of this 1151-nucleotide messenger RNA. RefSeq names its product solute carrier family 13 member 2. The record is from RefSeq and is a predicted model, not a curated record. Gene Ontology annotation, molecular function: transmembrane transporter activity. Lineage: Eukaryota; Metazoa; Brachiopoda; Lingulata; Lingulida; Lingulidae. Gene Ontology annotation, cellular component: plasma membrane. Gene Ontology annotation, biological process: transmembrane transport.